This is a messenger RNA of Myotis brandtii (Brandt's bat), 3531 nucleotides long. RefSeq names its product phospholipase A2-activating protein (gene PLAA). Lineage: Eukaryota; Metazoa; Chordata; Mammalia; Chiroptera; Vespertilionidae. Gene Ontology annotation, biological process: proteasome-mediated ubiquitin-dependent protein catabolic process; ubiquitin recycling. The record is from RefSeq and is a predicted model, not a curated record. Gene Ontology annotation, molecular function: ubiquitin binding. Gene Ontology annotation, cellular component: nucleus; cytoplasm. The coding region runs from base 44 to 2263 and encodes 739 amino acids. The transcript is spliced from 13 exons.
UUUAUUAUCAUGUCUUUCUAGUCCUAACAGGGGCUUCACAGAAAUGCACUGUAUGAGUGGCCACUCCAAUUUUGUAUCUUGUGUAUGCAUCAUACCUUCAAGUGACGCACAUCCUCAUGGACUAAUCGCCACUGGAGGAAAUGACCAUAAUAUUUGCAUUUUCUCACUGGAGAGCCCAGCACCACUUUACAUACUAAAAGGUCACAAAAAUGCUGUUUGUAGUCUUUCAUCUGGAAAAUUUGGGACAUUACUUAGUGGCUCAUGGGACACCACUGCUAAAGUCUGGCUGAAUGACAAAUGCAUGAUGACCUUACAGGGUCAUACAGCUGCAGUCUGGGCUGUAAAGAUCUUACCUGAACAGGGCUUAAUGUUAACUGGAUCAGCAGACAAGACUAUUAAACUGUGGAAAGCUGGAAGAUGUGAGAGGACUUUUUCAGGGCAUGAAGACUGUGUAAGAGGUUUGGCAAUUUUGAGUGAAACAGAAUUUCUUUCGUGCGCAAAUGAUGCCAGUGUUAGAAGGUGGCAAAUUACUGGCGAGUGUCUCGAAGUCUAUUUUGGACAUACAAAUUAUAUUUAUAGCAUAUCUAUCUUUCCAAAUUGUAAAGAUUUUGUGACAACAGCAGAAGACAGAUCUCUGAGAAUCUGGAAAAAUGGGGAAUGUGCUCAAACAAUCCGACUUCCAGCUCAGUCUAUAUGGUGCUGCUGUGUGCUAGACAAUGGUGACAUUGUGGUUGGUGCGAGUGAUGGUAUUAUUAGAGUGUUUACAGAAUCAGUGGAUCGGACAGCAAGUGCUGAAGAAAUCAAGGCCUUUGAAAAGGAACUCUCUCAGGCAACCAUUGAUCCCAAAACUGGUGAUUUAGGGAACAUUAAUGCGGAGCAGCUUCCUGGGAGGGAACAUCUGAACGAACCUGGUUCUAGAGAAGGACAGACCCGUCUAAUCAGAGAUGGGGAGAGAGUCGAAGCCUAUCAGUGGAGUGUUAGUGAAGGGAGGUGGAUAAAAAUUGGUGAUGUUGUUGGCUCAUCUGGUGCUAAUCAGCAAACAUCUGGAAAAGUUUUAUAUGAAGGGAAAGAAUUUGAUUAUGUUUUCUCAAUUGAUGUCAAUGAAGGUGGACCAUCCUAUAAAUUGCCAUAUAACAUCAGUGAUGAUCCCUGGUUAACUGCAUACAACUUCUUGCAGAAGAAUGAUUUGAAUCCCAUGUUUUUGGAUCAAGUGGCAAAAUUUAUUAUUGAUAACACAAAAGGUCAAAUGUUGGGACUUGGGAAUACCAGUUUGUCAGAUCCAUUUACAGGUGGUGGUCGGUAUGUUCCAGGCUCUUCAUCUGGCUCUUCUAACACAAUGUCUGCAGCCGAUCCUUUUACAGGUGCAGGCCGUUAUGUGCCAGGGUCUGCAAGUAUAGGAGCUACCAUAUCUGGAGUUGAUCCAUUUACAGGGAGUAGUGCCUACCAAUCAGCUGCAUCUAAAACGGUGAAUAUUUAUUUCCCUAAAAAAGAGGCUGUCACUUUUGACCAAGCAAACCCUACACAAAUAUUGGGUAAACUGAAGGAACUUAAUGGAACUGCACCAGAAGAGAAGAAGUUAACUGAGAAUGACCUGAUACUUCUUGAGAAGAUACUGUCUAUAACAUGUAAUAGUUCUUUCGAAAAACCCACAGCCCAACAACUUCAGAUUUUGUGGAAAGCUAUUAACUGGCCUGAAGAUAUCGUCUUUCCUGCGCUUGACAUUCUUCGGUUGUCAGUUAAACAUCCCAGUGUGAAUGAGAACUUCUGUAAUGAAAAGGAAGGGGCUCAAUUCAGCAGUCAUCUGACCAGUCUUCUGAACCCUAAAGGAAAACCAGCGAACCAGCUGCUUGCUCUGAGGACUUUUUGCAAUUGUUUUGUUGGCCAGGCAGGACAAAAGCUCAUGAUGUCCCAGAGGGAAGCGCUGAUAUCCCAUGCAGUAGAACUGAAAUCAGGGAGCAAUAAGAACAUUCACAUUGCUUUGGCUACCUUGACCCUGAACUAUUCUGUUUGUUUUCAUAAAGACCAUAACAUUGAAGGAAAAGCUCAAUGCUUGUCAGUAAUUAGCACAAUCUUCGAAGUUGUACAAGACCUAGAAGCCAUUUUUAGACUUCUUGUAGCUCUUGGGACACUGAUCAGUGAUGAUUCAAAUGCUAUACAGUUAGCAAAGUCUUUAGGCGUUGAUUCUCAAAUAAAAAAAUAUGCCUCAGUAUCAGAACCAGCUAAAGUAAGUGAAUGCUGUAAACUUAUCCUAAAUUUGCUGUAACAAUGGGGAAGGGGACUGAGAUUUUAAAUUGAUUAAAAUGAUCAAUGUGGGUUUUUUUCCUCACAUUUUACAUGACUGAUAACAGAUCAUUUAAAAAAUGCUGUGGAUUAAAUAAAAUUUCAGAUCUUGUAAUAAGGGGGUGGGGGGAAUGAAGGAGAAAUAAAGUUUUUGCACUGAUGAACUGUGAGAUUUUCCUGUAUAAUGUGGGUAGGUUUUCAGGAGUUUUGAAACAAAUUAAGAAUGAGUUAUAAUCAAUAACAACUACAGUGGCAUAAUUUGUGUAUUUUAGCCACACAGGAGAAGAUGAGCUUUUAUUUAAAUCUGUUUUUAUUACUUAUAUAUCCUUGGUUGGUAAUUGUUGAUGGUUGUCUUUUAUUGAGUUUCUGCUCUACUCAUUUUCAUUGCUGGGUUCUUUCAACAGCACUGAUACAAGGUCUUGUUUUAGGAUAACUACUCUAGAAAUUUUAAAAACUGAAGUUUGUUGUCAAUGAUUCCAUAUAUUGAAAAUAUGUAAAAUAAUGUAUUCAUUUAAGCCAUUUAUAAAUAGAAAGUGAAUUUGUUUGAUGGCUCAUAUUUAGAUCAAGUAAGAGCAAAUUACCAAGCUAACUCAAGUUAACUCAAGGUUUAUGGUGUAGUUUCUUUUGCCAUUCACUAUUUGAGGUAACUUCAUUAUUCGUUCCAGUUUUGAAAUUUGAUUAUUUUUGGUCAUUUCCAUUAUUUCAAAGGGAAUUUGGAAUGCAUUAAAUUUUAGGCAACUGUACAAGCAAGAAUACAUCAAACUAUGCUAUUGGCAGGUAUUUUUGAGCUCCCAACAUUGUCCAUGUUCUGUGCUAACCACUUCGAUGUUUAAUUCCUAAAACCCCUCAAAUGAAUCCUGAUGUUAUCUCUGUAUUUUCAGAAGUGUCGAUAAUAGGAUGAAUCAUGAUAGGAGAAAAGAAGAAAAGUGCAUACCAUGUUCUACUUCCUAGGAGUGAGGGGGCGGGGGUGUCACAAAUUUGUGAACAUCCUAGCAACUAACACAAAGAAUGAGCCCUGUUUUUAUGCAAUUUAUUAUGUCUGUUGAGUCUGAGCCCCUCUGCCAGAGACUGGACCUCCUUGGAUGCUGGGCAUUAGAAAACAUGUUAAGUCUUAGGUAUAUAAGAGAAGCUUUAUUGCAGUCCAAGUAGCCAUUUCUACUAAGUAGCCAUUAGAAAAAGCAGUCGGACCAAGCAGUCUUUGCUAAUACAGUAGCAAACACAGGAGCCAUACUAAGCGGCCGCUAUACAUAC